Messenger RNA from Cyphomyrmex costatus, 2015 nucleotides. RefSeq lists its product as uncharacterized. The record is from RefSeq and is a predicted model, not a curated record. NCBI's taxonomy places the organism in Eukaryota, Metazoa, Arthropoda, Insecta, Hymenoptera, Formicidae. The transcript is spliced from 3 exons. The annotation marks the transcript as partial.
AUACAAAAGGGAGGUCUGCGACUACGAAGAUGGCUAAUCGCGUUACUACUAUUUCUAUUAACGUCACUUGUUAUUAUCAACAGCUACAAUACAGGUCAAUUUCGAAUUAUCCGAUUCGGAGAAAUGACCAAACCAACUGUUCCAGAUAAAUGCGUAUCGACAGCGUCAAAUGUGUAUAUGCCAAUAGGCAACGGCUUUCUAGUUCGCAACAAAGGAUGUCGGUUACCAGCAAUGGAUCCUUUAGAUCCUGCAGUCCGACGUUUUAUAACAAAAGAUAUGUUCGAAUGCGAGUAUGGAAAUUUUCCACCAUUAAUUGAAUCGAACAAUACCGCGUUAUUCGUUAACCCGCUGACGUGGAAUGAAUUUCAUAACAGUCCAAGCGGUAUAAAUUGCUGUUGGCGACCAUUUUGGCGAACGAAAGAUACAGACAAUGAUGUUACGUAUGACAUACAGUGCUAUCCUUUUCAAGAGUCUUGCACAGUAAAUGCUGAAUUCGUAAGAGUUGAAUGUUAUCAAAACAACGAAAUGAUAUACAAAGACUACUACGCUUUCCUACCUCGUAAGCCUUCGGUAGAGGAAAGAUGCAGGCAAACGCUGAGAAUGGAUACGCUGAUCGACGAUCGUCUCAGCGUUCUCAUUGUCGGACUCGACUCGGUUUCUAGAAUGAACUUCCACAGGAUGAUGCCGAAGACUGUAAAAUCGCUUCAGUCUCUCGGCGCUGUAGAGAUGUUGGGCUACACCAAAGUCGCUGAUAACACAUACCCAAAUCUCGUCCCGGUAUUAAGUGGUCUGAAUCAGGAGGAAUUACGGGAUCUGUGUUGGCAAAUGCCUAACAAAACUUUCGACGAAUGCCCACUUUUGUGGAAGAAAUUCAGCGAGGCUGGUUACCGGACGGUAUUCGGCGAGGAUGCUUAUAGCAUGACCACGUUUAAUUACUUGAAACCAGGAUUCCGCGAGCAACCGACAGAUUACUAUCUGAGACCAUAUUUCAUCGGUGCUGAGAAUGACAUCGGCAACACCCAUAAACUAAACGCCAAUCUCUGCCUCGGUACCAGGAAGACAUUUGAAUGCAUGUUGGAUUACACACGCAAAACAGCGGUUGAGUUCUCCUCGGAGCUUUACUUCGCCUUCAUUUGGCAGGCAAGUCUCACCCACGAUUAUUUCACGUAUCCCCAGUUGGGUGACGACUCCUACCACGAGUUCGUCGAGUAUGCAUCACGGGAGGGUCUGCUGAAUCGCACAGUCCUCAUCAUGAUGAGCGACCACGGUAUGAGAUGGGGCGACUUCCGACAAACGUAUCAGGGAAAGAUUGAGGAUAGUCUCCCUUUCGUUUUUAUCGUGCCACCGAGAUGGUGGCGCGAGAAAUUUCCUCUGGCCUGGGGGAAUUUGCGAAGGAACAGUCGCAGUCUCACGACGCCCUUCGAUCUUCAUGAAACGUUAAUGGACUUGCUGAAUCCACAACUUUUGCGCGAGUCGUUUCUUAAGAAGCGCAUUAAAAUUCAGGCCGCCUCGCCUGUCCCGCGUGGCAUCAGUUGGUUCCUGCCAGUACCAGACAUUCGUACCUGUGACAUGGCGCACAUCGCGAAUCAUUGGUGUAUGUGCCAUACCAGUACUGCGGUCUCGUGGAACGACACUAGCUUGCUGGAUAGCGUGUCGUUCCUCGUCAGAGAACUGAAUGAUAUGUUAAGCAGAUAUCCGAUGUGCGCCACUUUGAAUCUGAAGAUGAUCAAAGACGCGAAGAUGUGGCAGGACAAAACGGACGGGGCGACGCUGAUGGAUUACACAGUGACCAUACAAACCACCCCAGGUGACGCGAUCUUUGAGGGUACGGUUCGUUACAAAGCAGACGAUAACAGCCGCAAAUUGGCUGGGUCGGUCAGCAGGUUGAACGCUUAUGGUACUCAGAGUGCCUGUGUAGAUGAAUUCAACAUGCGUUUGUAUUGUUACUGUCUUUAGGCACGACAUAUCCAAAAGACUGUUCGAGUGCUAAACCUUUUGUAUCUAAUAAUUUAAAU